Messenger RNA from Echinostoma caproni, 1167 nucleotides. The record is from the annotation of a GenBank genome assembly. Lineage: Eukaryota; Metazoa; Platyhelminthes; Trematoda; Plagiorchiida; Echinostomatidae.
CUAAUACAGGUAUUUGUGAGUCCGAUCUCGUGGCGUGGACCGAUGGAAUUGAAUGAAGAAUGGACUGAGCGCACGGCGCGGACAGUGCUGAAUGAGCUGAGUGACACAUCAAUCGCAAAACGUCUAUGUGUGCAAAUCACGGAAAAAUUGCGACAAUCCCAUGAAAACUUUCUGACAACUCUGCGACGUUUGGAAGUACGCACGGAAAUUCGAAACUGUCGAUUCGAAGAGGCUCAGGAAAACAUACUGAAACAACACGCACCUCGACUGUCCCGUGUCGCGCUGGACACGUCCGCACUUCGAUCCUACCUGCAAUUCGGAUUGCCAGUAUUAGGAAAAGAAUUGGGUAGAGGACAAUACGGAGUUGUCUAUGCCUCUUCCCAAUGGGGUGGGUAUACGCAUUUGGCGGUCAAAUCUGUAGUGCCCCCGGAUGAAAAACAUUGGAAAGAUCUGGCUUUAGAAAUCUAUUACAGCCGGCAAAUACCCGAGCAUGAACGGAUUGUCACGAUGUAUGACAGCGUGAUUGAUUACGACCACGGCCAUGGUACUCAGCCGGCAGUUUUGGUAAUCAUGGAGCGAUUGGUUCGUGAUCUGCACACAGCCAUUAAGCAAAAUUUACCGUGGCUUCGACGUCUCGUUGUGGCCCGUGAUGUGGCCGAGGGAAUGCGCUUUUUGCACAGUCAGGGGCUAGUUCAUCGAGACAUCAAACCAAGAAAUGUGUUACUGGACUCGCACGACCGAGCCAAACUGACCGAUUUGGGAUUUUGUAAACCGUACGCCAUGAUGGGCGGAAGUAUUCUCGGCACUCCAAUGCACAUGGCACCUGAGAUAUUUGAACAGACCUACGACUAUUCGGUGGAUAUUUAUGCCUUUGGAAUUCUGUUUUGGUAUAUAUGUGCCGGCAAGGUUCAGAUGCCGCGCAAUUUUGAGCAAUGCGGUGAUAAAGACGGUCUUUGGCAUGCUGUGAGAAAAGGUGUUCGACCAGAACGAUUGAAGAUAUUCACAAAAGAAUGCUGGGAGUUGAUGGAACAAUGUUGGACACGAAGCGCUCGGAAAAGGCCGCACUCGGGGCAUAUCAUGGACGCGUUAGAUCAGAUUUAUCGCAAAGAACUACAAAAAGCCCAGCGCAUCUCGAAUGGCUACAACUUACAAGAGGGGAACAAGUGA